UAAGUGUAUCACACAAACACAGAACAGAGCAAGCGCCCCCGCAUCAAAAACAGAGCGCCAAAACAAUCAUCUCUAUCCACACUUCUCUCAUGGCCUCCACCGAGUCAACUCACCUCCAACUCGCUGCUCUCCUCGGUCCUGAUUUCACGCACUUCGAUGCGCUCCUUUCUCACCUCAUGUCCGCCGACAACGAUCGCCGCUCCCAGGCCGAGUCGCUCUUCAAUCUCGCCAAACAAACUCACCCUGACUCGCUCUCUCUCAGACUCGCUCACGUUCUAUCGGCCUCGUCGAGUGUUGAGUUUCGCGCGUUAUCGGCUGUGCUUCUGCGUAAGAUUCUCACACAAACUGAUGAUGAUGACUCGUUUUUGUUUUAUAAUUUGACGAGUGAGACUCAGAAUAAUAUUAAGGCGUCUUUGAUUGUGUGUUUAAGUCGUGAAUGUGAGAAAUCGGUUAUUAAGAAGGUUUCGGAUACGGUUUCGGAGCUUGCUUCCGUGAUUUUAGCGGAUGAUAAGUGGCCGGAGCUGUUGCCGUUUGUGUUUCAGUGUGUGAGUUCCGAGAAUUCGAGUCUUCGAGAGGUUGGAUUUUGGAUUUUUGGACAAUUGGCUCAGUUUGUUGGUGAAACCCUAGGGAAUUAUUUCGAGAUGUUGCAUUCGGUUUUCUUAAGGAGUUUAGGGAGUGGUGUGGAUUUGAGUGUGAGGAAUGCGGCGUUAGGUGCUUCGGUUAGUUUGAUUCAGUGUUUAGAGAAGGAGAGUGAGAGGGAUAGGUUUCGGGAUUUGGUGCCGUUGAUGAUGGGUACGUUGAAUGAUGGUUUGGGUUUAGGGGAAGAGGCGAAUGCGCAGGAGGCAUUGGAGAUGUUGAUUGAGCUAGCGGGGAUGGAACCAAGGUUUUUUAGGAGGCAGAUUGUUGAUGUGGUUGGUUCAAUGUUGAAGAUUGCGGGGGCAGGGAGUUUGGAGGAAGGAACCAGACAUUUGGCCGUGGAGUUUGUGAUUACGUUGGCUGAGGCGAGGGAGAGAGCGCCUGGGAUGAUGAGGAAGUUGCCGCAGUUUAUUAGGGGAUUGUUUGAGAUAUUGAUGCAGAUGUUAUUAGAUAUAGAGGAUGAUUCUGCAUGGCAUUCUGCUGUGACUGAGCAUGAAGAUGCUGGUGAGACCACAAAUUAUAGUGUUGGACAAGAGUGUUUGGAUAGGCUAGCCAUGGCGUUGGGUGGGAAUACUAUUGUUCCUGUCGCUUCCGAGGUGUUUCCAGUCUAUUUGGCAGCUCCAGAGUGGCAGAAACAUCAUGCAGCACUCAUUGCGCUUGCUCAAAUUGCUGAGGGUUGCUCCAAGAUAAUGACUAAGAAUCUGGAACCAGUUGUUUCUAUGGUAUUGAACUCAUUCCAUGAUCCCCAUCCCCGUGUUCGAUGGGCAGCUGUUAAUGCAAUUGGCCAACUUUCAACGGACUUGGGUCCUGACUUGCAAACCAAAUAUCACCAUUUAGUUCUGCCAGCAUUAGGUGCAGCAAUGGAUGAUUUUCAAAAUCCUCGAGUUCAGGCCCAUUCUGCUUCUGCAGUGCUAAAUUUUAGUGAAAGCUGUACGCCUGAGAUCCUGGCACCUUACUUGGAUGGGAUUGUGGGCAAAUUGCUCGUACUCUUACAGCAUGGCAAGCAAAUGGUGCAAGAGGGAGCUUUGACAGCUUUAGCAUCAAUUGCUGAUAUUUCACAGGAGCAUUUCCAGAAGUACUAUGAUGCUGUUAUGCCUUACUUAAAAGCUAUUUUGAUGAACGCAACUGAUAAGGCUAAUCGCAUGCUUCGUGCUAGAUCCAUGGAGUGCAUUAGUUUAAUUGGAAUGGCUGUUGGAAAAGACAAGUUUAGGGAUGAUGCGAAGCAGGUAAUGGAGGUCCUAAUGUCACUUCAAGGAUCUCAGAUGGAGACAGAUGAUCCAACAACUAGCUAUAUGUUGCAAGCUUGGGCCAGAUUAUGCAAGUGCCUUGGGCAGGAUUUCCUCCCUUACAUGAAUGUUGUGAUGCCUCCUCUGCUUCACUCUGCCCAGCUAAAACCUGAUGUUACUAUUACAUCUGCUGAUUCAGACGCUGAGAUAGAAGAAUCUGAUGAUGAAAGCAUCGAGACUAUAACACUUGGAGAUAAAAGAAUAGGGAUCAAGACAAGUGUCUUAGAGGAGAAAGCGACAGCUUGUAACAUGAUCUGUUGCUAUGUUGAUGAGUUAAAGGAAGGAUUUUUCCCAUGGAUUGACCAGGUUGCCCCAACAUUAGUCCCACUUCUAAAGUUUUACUUCCAUGAAGACGUUAGAAAGGCUGCUGUUUCAGCUAUGCCGGACCUUUUGCGAUCAGCUAAAUUGGCUGUAGAAAAAGGACAAUCUCAAGGUCGAGAUGAGUCCUACGUCAAGCAGUUAUUAGAUUACAUCAUACCAGCUCUAGUGGAGGCUUUACACAAGGAACCAGAGACAGAAAUUUGUGCUAGCAUUUUGGAUUCUCUGAAUGAGUGUGCAAAGAUUUGUGGUCUGCUUCUAGAUGAAAACCAAGUAAAGCUUAUAGUGGAAGAGAUAAAAACGGUAAUUGCUGCUAGCUCUGCUAGAAAAGGAGCAAGAGCUGAGAGAUCUAAAGCAGAGGACUUUGAUGAAGAAGAAAGGGAACUGCUGAAGGAAGAAAAUGAGCAAGAAGAAGACCUCUUUAAUGAAGUUGGUGAUCUUCUUGGCACUUUAAUCAAAUUGUUCAAAGUUUCCUUCUUGCCUUUCUUUGAGGACUUGUCACCACAUCUGAAUCCUAUGUUGGGUAAGGAUAAAACUUCCGAGGAAAGAAGGGUUGCUAUCUGUAUAUUUGACGAUAUUGCUGAGGAAUGUCGAGAAGCAGCUUUCAAAUAUUAUAAUCAUUAUCUUCCCUUUCUGUUGGAAGCAUGCAAUGACAAAAGCCCAGAUGUUCGACAGGCUGCUGUGUAUGGGGUAGGAGUAUGUGCAGAGUUUGGUGGAUCUGCGUUCAGCAAUUAUGUUGGCGAGGCUCUUUCUAGAUUGGAUGUUGUAAUAGGACACCCCAAUAAGUUGGAUUCAGACAAUAUCAUGGCAUAUGACAAUGCUGUUUCAGCACUUGGAAAAAUUUGUAGAUUUCAGCGUGAUAAGUUAAAUGCAGCCCAGAUUGUUCCUUCCUGGUUAAGCUGCUUGCCUUUAAGAGGUGACUUGAUUGAGGCCAAACUUGUACAUGAUCAGCUCUGCUCAAUGGUAGAAAGGUCUGAUAUGGAACUUUUAGGGCCUAAUAAUCAAUAUGUUCCAAAAAUAGUGAUGGUCUUUGCAGAGGUCCUCUGUUCUGGAGGAGAUUUGGCAUCAGAGCAAACGUACAGUCGAAUGAUCACUUUACUGAAGCAGCUCAAUCAGACAUUACCUCCCGAUGCCCUUGCAUCAACCUGGUCAUCUCUGCAACCUCAGCAGCAGCUUACUCUGCAAUCUAUACUAUCCUCUUAGUUUCUUGGCGCCAGAGUGACUGUCUUGGCUCCUCUUUGUGGGAAGUUUUGUCUUCAGUUGUGUAUGAUGUGUGUACCUUUCAUUACAAGUUCUUCUGCAUGCUUAUACAUAGUGUGCCGACAUUUUUUUACAACAGAGGCUCUCAAAAAGAAAGAAAAUUAGAUAUAGUGUGCAUAUUACAAUCAUUCUUUUCAUUGGCAUUUUGUUUAUUGGGAAGAGAAGGAAAAGCUGAAGUUGGUUUGUCAAUAUUGGUUUGUAAAAUUUUUAUUUUGCAUUAAUGAGUGUACUUUAAGGUUUGAGAUUUUCAGAAGCAAAUUUUGCAGCAGGUAUUGUCUGCAAUUUUCCGCUCUUGAAUGCUACAAGUACUUUUCUUCAUUUUUUAAGGAACAUAUGGAGUAUUGUACACUUUAUGUAGUGUUCUUGGGUUCA
Daucus carota subsp. sativus is the source of this 3872-nucleotide messenger RNA. RefSeq lists its product as uncharacterized. Gene Ontology annotation, biological process: protein import into nucleus. The transcript is spliced from 20 exons. Lineage: Eukaryota; Viridiplantae; Streptophyta; Magnoliopsida; Apiales; Apiaceae. The record is from RefSeq and is a predicted model, not a curated record. Gene Ontology annotation, cellular component: cytoplasm; nucleus. Gene Ontology annotation, molecular function: small GTPase binding; nuclear import signal receptor activity. Bases 90 to 3443 code for a protein of 1117 amino acids.